UCAGCAUGGCCAGAUUUACGCAAAGUGAAAGCAGAAGGGAUCAGCAGCAGCAUCAUCCCCAGCCGACUCAUCCCGCCCCCGUCAACCUGCUUCUACAGCAGCCGCUCCUACUUAUCCCUCAUCAGAAUCAGCUCGCGCACAUCCCGGUUCCGAAACCCAUGAACGGACCAGAAACUGUCUGCAUGCACACGGACUGCGGCGCCAUGAAAGACCAGGACGCCAUCAAGCUCUUCAUUGGACAGAUUCCGCGGAACCUCGAGGAAAAAGACCUCAAACCUCUCUUUGAACAGUUUGGGAAAAUCCACGAACUGUCUGUUCUGAAGGACCGAUACACAGGCAUGCAUAAAGGUUGUGCGUUUCUCACCUACUGUGCCCGGGAUUCUGCCAUCAAAGCCCAGAAUGCAUUGCAUGAGCAGAAAACCCUACCUGGGAUGACUCGUCCCAUCCAAGUGAAACCAGCUGACAGUGAGUGUCGUGGAGAGGACAGGAAGCUGUUUGUGGGGAUGCUGAACAAGCAGCAGACAGAGGAGGAUGUGUACCGCCUAUUUGAGCCCUACGGCGCCAUCGAUGAGUGUACCGUACUAAGAGGUCCUGACGGAAACAGCAAAGGUUGUGCAUUUGUGAAGUUCUCUACUCAUUCAGAAGCGCAGUCUGCCAUCAGUUCCCUUCAUGGGAGUCAGACCAUGCCGGGAGCGUCGUCCAGCCUCGUCGUGAAGUUUGCAGACACAGAUAAGGAGAGGACCAUACGGCGCAUGCAGCAGAUGGCUGGACAGUUUGGCAUCUUCAACCCCUCUGUCGCCCUACCUACGUUCAGCAGCUACAGUAGCUAUGCACACGCCUUGAUGCAGCAGCAGCAGCAGGCAGCGGUGAUGGCCAUGUCUCAGGGGGGCUACCUGGCCCCCAGCCUCUCCUUCCCCUCUGCCCAGAUCCACCAGGUGGGGACGCUAGCAAUGAACGGUCUGCCGCCCAACCCCCUCAAUCUCGUGUCAGGUCUGAGCUCUCCUCCAGCCGCCCUGCCCUCCUCCCUGACCAGCCUGGUGGCCCCAAUGAUGAACGGGUACACCGGCCUCACCCACCAGGCUAACGGGCACCCUCUAGAGACCCUCUACACCAAUGGCCUGCCGACCUACUCCACCCAGAGCCCAACUGCUGCGGACACACUGCAACAGGCCUUUACUGGGGUACAGCAAUACACAGCCAUCUACCCAGCAACUACACUGACCCCUCUAGGUCAGUCACUUUCACAGCACCCUCAGGUCAUUGGCCAACAGCAGAGGGAAGGUGAGGGACCAGAGGGCUGUAAUCUGUUCAUCUACCACCUGCCCCAGGAGUUUGGCGAUAACGAACUGAUGCAGAUGUUCCUGCCCUUCGGCAAUGUUAUCUCCUCCAAGGUAUUCAUGGACAGAGCGACCAAUCAGAGCAAGUGUUUCGGCUUUGUGAGCUUUGAUAACCCGGGUAGUGCCCAGGCUGCCAUCCAAGCCAUGAAUGGUUUCCAGAUUGGUAUGAAGAGACUCAAGGUGCAACUCAAACGUCCCAAAGACGCCAGCCGCCCCUACUGACACCCCCCAGUACAGUAUCUGUAUUUCUCUUCCCUCUUCUUUCCACUUUCUCCCUCUUCCUUUCACUUCCUCCAUAGGUUUAAUCAGAGGUAUGGAGGACGUCUUUGAUUGAAUAAGGCAUUUUGUGUUGAAUAAGACAUUUUGGGAAAGGAAAAAAGGAAAAAGUUAUUCUGUUUUUAAAACAAUGGAAAAUAGACUUCAUAUGGGAGUUGGGAAGAGAUCUCUUUUUAUCUUCAAUCAUAUCUGACUGGCAGAGGGAGGACUCACAGCUCUGCACCAGUGAAGGUUUGGCAUCACAGAUGAGAGAGCAAUGGGAUGAUGCAUAAGGAUAGAACAAGACUUUCAAAAACAAACAGAAAACUUUUUUAAAAGAUACAAACACACAAAAAAAAACAAUUUAGAAUCUUUGGAGACUUGAGAGUGAAGAAGAACACAACACAGACAGACUGAGAAACAGUGUUAAAAAAUCAUAUGGAUUUAUGAUGAACUCAGAGGAGUCUAGUGAACAAAAAGAGGCUUCAGGUUUUUCCUACCAUGAAAUGGACAAAUGAGGGUUCAAACUUGAUUUGAGGAUUCUAAGUAUAUCUGGGGGAAAAAAAUAUGUAUUUCUCUGUGAGUCCUGAACCUGCUCUUUCUCAAGUUUCCAUAGCAACCGAACAAACUGCACCCCCUUGGGAUCUGAGGACCAAAUGUUUUUCUCUUUAACAGUCUUGUACAAAAUACUAACAAUCAUAUAAUACAAUACAGUAUAAUGUUUAGUCUAGUACUAAUUAACAAUCAUUAAAUACUUAAAUGCAGUAUUCUACCUUUAGUUUAGUACACAUAAUAGUGACAGAGAAGUACUUCAGGUCGGCAUUGGAUUUAUUCACCAUCAGUGUACUGCUGACUACUAAGGAGUAUGUCAAUGUAAAAUGGGAUCAUGUAGAAUUCAGUUGGAGAGGUUAGUGAAGAAGAAUGUUGCCCCGAGCUCUUUCUGUGGGAUGGAAUACAUUAUGAAGUGUUUGUUUGUUUGUUUGAAAGCCACCUUUUAUCAUAAUUUUACUGAUAGGCUACACUUCCUAUUUGGGCACUCAGUUUGACCCUUGAACUUUUAGUUUUGUCUCCCUCCGUGCAGCAACCAUUCUGAGCCUCCAUUCUAUUCAAAGUUGCCCAUAGGCACAGAUGUAGGAUCAGCUCACUUUGCCCAAAUACUAACCUUAAGCAUUAGGAAGAAAAUGCUAAACUGUACUUAGAUCAGUCUGAAGGGGCUAUGUCUUCCUACUUAAUUAUAUUCUGCCUAUAAAGCAAAGGCCAUUGGCUCACAUUCCGUUUCAGAAGCUUACUACAGUUAUCGGCUCAGGGGUUAAAAGGUCUCGAGUCGGGUGUGCCUAAUGUUCGGAUGAGAUUGUCCAUAGAAACUGAUCUUAAGUCAGUUUUCUGGUUAAGGUGGUUAAUGGUUAAAGUUAGGAUUUGGGGAGGGCCAGCUGAUCCAAGAUCUGUGUGUCCACUUUGAUUAGCCAGUAGAUUUAGCAGGAUGCAUUGGGUCUGUUUUGUGACAAAGAAAGUAUUUGUGUAUUUACAUUUCAGGGAUUAUUUUAACGAGGGCCAGGAGAUUUUUCUGGUCAGGUCACAUGCUCCGGAAAAACUCCUUUACCUUACCAUAACACAAAAAACCACUAGUACAGAUGUAGGAUCUUAAUUUGAGCCAGUUUUCUACAGCAGGAAAAUAGUCCUGCAGCAACAGGACAUUUUAAUUAUUAUGUGGAUUAUACUGUAAUUAAUGGACAUUUUU
This is a messenger RNA of Oncorhynchus gorbuscha (pink salmon), 3330 nucleotides long. RefSeq names its product CUGBP Elav-like family member 5. The transcript is spliced from 12 exons. Gene Ontology annotation, biological process: regulation of alternative mRNA splicing, via spliceosome; mRNA splice site recognition. The record is from RefSeq and is a predicted model, not a curated record. Gene Ontology annotation, molecular function: mRNA binding. Gene Ontology annotation, cellular component: cytoplasm; nucleus; ribonucleoprotein complex. Bases 6 to 1559 code for a protein of 517 amino acids. Lineage: Eukaryota; Metazoa; Chordata; Actinopteri; Salmoniformes; Salmonidae.